This is a messenger RNA of Phaethon lepturus (White-tailed tropicbird), 453 nucleotides long. It is a transcript of the gene GAMT, whose product is annotated as guanidinoacetate N-methyltransferase. The transcript has 4 exons. Gene Ontology annotation, biological process: creatine biosynthetic process. The record is from RefSeq and is a predicted model, not a curated record. Lineage: Eukaryota; Metazoa; Chordata; Aves; Phaethontiformes; Phaethontidae. Gene Ontology annotation, molecular function: guanidinoacetate N-methyltransferase activity. Gene Ontology annotation, cellular component: cytoplasm; nucleus. The annotation marks the transcript as partial.
GCAGGGAUCCUGUACGACACCUACCCGCUGUCGGAGGAAACCUGGCACACGCAUCAGUUCGCCUUCAUCAAGGACCAUGCCUUCCGCUUGCUGCAGCCUGGUGGGGUCCUCACCUACUGCAACCUGACCUCCUGGGGGGAGCUGCUGAAGACCAGGUACACCGACAUCGAGAAGAUGUUUGAGGAGACCCAGGUAGGGCACCUGGUGGAGGCUGGGUUCAGGAAGGAGAACAUCAGCACGACGGUGAUGGAGCUGGUCCCCCCCAAGGACUGCAGGUACUACUCCUUCCACAAGAUGAUCACCCCAUCCAUCGAGACCCAGGUAGGGCACCUGGUGGAGGCUGGGUUCAGGAAGGAGAACAUCAGCACGACGGUGAUGGAGCUGGUCCCCCCCAAGGACUGCAGGUACUACUCCUUCCACAAGAUGAUCACCCCAUCCAUCGUUAAGCACUGA